This is a messenger RNA of Batrachochytrium dendrobatidis JAM81, 1473 nucleotides long. RefSeq lists its product as uncharacterized. Lineage: Eukaryota; Fungi; Chytridiomycota; Chytridiomycetes; Rhizophydiales. The record is from RefSeq and is a predicted model, not a curated record. The coding region runs from base 6 to 1163 and encodes 385 amino acids. The transcript is spliced from 2 exons.
CUACAAUGGCAGACAAGACAGCUCUCACUGCUGGUGAAGAAUGCCAGCAGGCUGCAAAGAUCUUGAGUUCUUUUGCUGAUCCAAGACAAGGCGCCAUCACGGCUGCAUUUAUUACAACUGCCAUGGGUCUUGCUGUUUUCAAAGGCGACCAAGGUGUUGCUAUUGUCCGCUUAAAGACUCAAGAAUGGUCUGCACCUUGCGCAAUCACAUGGGAAAAUGCUUCUGGAACCAUUCAGCCUGGACAAGAAACAGUGCUUUUAUUUAUGACAGAGAAGAGCAUAUUCUCACUAGUUGGUCGUACCCCUUUAGUGCUUAACCGAACUCAUGUGUUUCAGCCUGGCCCUCUAUAUGGAAAUAUUCUUGAUCUAAAUAGUAACACGGAUGUGUACGCUUAUGUGCGCUAUAACAAUGGAUUCACUCCUGCCGACUUGAUUUCUGCUCACAUGUCUGGAUGGUCUGUGCGUGAGGAUCCACCACGGCAUGGUCGUUGGCACGGAAAAGAUGCAACUUGGUUUGAUGUACUCACUAACAAGAUUACUGUAGAUCGUAGUAGUGUUGGGAAUGCGCUCUACCUUGUGUUGAAUAUGGCAGCUAGCAAUAGUGGGAGUGCCAACCAAUCUGGCGAGCAUAAAAAUGUGGCAGAUUUGAGCAAGCUUUUAGCUCCUGCUGCAACCCAGCCUUUACAACAACAGUUGCCUGGAGGGGCUGGAUCUAUGGGAUUGCCACAAGAUCAGAUUUACUCUACACAACAACAGCCUAGCUCACUGGAUCCACAAUCACAGGCAUUAUAUCAACAACUUCUUCUUGAGCAACAACAACAGCAAAUGUUUCUUCUUCAACAGCAGCAACAACAACAACAGCAGCUCAUGAUGCAAACCCAACAACCAAUCGGUAUGUCCGGUAAUUCUCAGAUUAUGUUUAAUAACAUGCAGCCACAGCUCCUACAACAGCAGCAGCAGCCUUCCAUGGUAGGAUAUGGAAAAUUCAUGCCUCAACAAUUUAUGCCUGGAAUGCCAGCUCAAAACCUUACACUGCAACAGCAGCAACAGUAUCUCCAGAAUAACCAACACCAAAUAAACGGCCAAAAUGCCCAGUCUCAGCUAAACGGUAUAAACCCACAACUGGGUCAAGGUGGUCAAGCCUGGAGCAGCCACGGCAUGUAAAUUCUUGUGAAUACUUGAAUUGUGACCCAAUAAUUAGCUUUAAAAUGCCAAAAGAAAUCGCUACAAUCCAUCACUCCCCUCAUCAUUUACGUACUUUGCUGCUACCAAAUAUAUAUAUUGGUAAAUCCUACACAAAGCCAUUCGUGUCAUUUUGAUAAGGUUUAUUAUGCCUCAUUUUUGUUUGUUUCGACCACAUAAUGAUUUUGAUUCAACGUCCUAUUUUGAAAAUUGCCACCAACUGGCUAUUUUUGUUUUUUUGCAAUGUUGAUCACACUCUAUUCAAAUUAUUAAAAGGAGCGAGUUUAAAUCC